GGCUAGUGGGCUAGCUGCCACCUACUCGGGUUAACUACCGGCAAGUUAGCCCAAUUGUGACUGUCUCAAAAACGACAAGCAUUUGGAGUUGUUGUUUUUUGCAUGUACGUCCCAUAAUAUUAACACGUCGACACUUUGAUGUGUAUGUAAAGUAAAGGUGCUCCAGAGGGCUCCACAAAGCCAGCCUGAAGAUGGAGAGAGGAAGACCAAAUCUCCUGGAGGAUGGCUUAGGCAGAGACUUGAUGGACGCUGGAAGGUUUUGCUUCAGCUGUGAGCAGAUAUUUGCCAAUCGGAAAUGCCUUGAGGAGCACUAUUGUUCGGCUGCAAGUCACAUCUGCUCCUGUGGAACAGAGUUUGUUGAAUACGCAGACAUGCUGGAUCACAGCACUACACAUGAACCAGGACACCAAGUGCUUGAUCACGGAACAAUAAAGAAGCGCAGAAUUGAGAAGCGCAUAGAAGAGGAGGAGCAGCUGAAACGACUGCAGACCGGUGAGGUUGUCUGGAAGACGCCAUCAACGUAUUUGCCGGGGAAGCCUAUGCUGCCAAAUAAAUCAGCUUGUAUGCCACAAGUUCCCAUGCAGUCUACACAGCUUUCACAAGUGCCUCAAUUGCAGCACUCUGUGUCACAAGCAUCUUUGCCCCCCAAUCCCCAUGAAAAAGAUAUGCAGAACAUUUUUGCGGGUGUAGGUGCCCCCACAGUAGAUCUUUGGACACUUUACCAGCCUGUUGUGUUGGUUCAAACAGUGCGCAAUUUUAACAAGACAAAGCCUUACACAUGCGCUAAAUGUGGGCAGUGUUUUAUUACACGGUCUUCUCUCAUCUCCCACCACAGCUCUCAUGUCACAGAUAAAGUUGCUGGCUGUAUAGGAUGUGGACUGCUGCUCUCCAGCAAGAAGUUAGUGCCUCGCUUCCAUGUUUGUAAAGCACCCAACACCCUAACUAGCAAAUUCAGAAUCAUCACUGCGAGACCGCUGAAUAUGAAGAUGCCAAAUGUAGCCGGAACAGACAAGAGUCCAAGUGUUUCGGGGCCUUGGGCCGCUUCCUAUCUGCAUUUGAAAAGCCAGAAUCCCAGUGCAGCCAGUAAAGGCAGUCGAUCACCUCUUAUGACUUCCACCCUGCAGUUGGAAAACCAGAAAAUCGGUACAUUCCACAAAAGCAAGCAAGGGCUUCAUACCUCUCCGUUCAUGCAGGUGAAGAGUCCGAAUCCCAAUGCAUCCAAGCCUUAUAUCACUGCCCCCCUUCCAUCGAUGGGUCGGAGUCCAAAUCCCAGUGCGUCCAUUAAAGGCAGUCCCAGGCUCGCUGUCACUCCCUCUGUGCAGAUGAAGAAGCCCACACAAUCUGCAUCAGGUUUACCAAUGCAGACAUCCUCAGCAUCAAAUGGGUUCGCAUGUCGAGUCUGUCAUCUUCCUUUUGAAACUGCUCAGCUGUUACAGAGGCACAAAUGUGCCAAAGCACAUGAAUUUAUGGCAAAGCAUGUACGAGGUGGCAAAGGGCAUUGCAGACUAAAGAGGGUGACACCAGUGACAAGUCCCAAUCCUGUGCAGAUGAAUGGUGAGAGAAAACUGGGGGUUCCAGUUUCUGGUAACAUCAAGAAAAACCAAGUCAUGGCUGUUGGUCUGGACAAAGGGCAAGGGACAGUUCCUCUGAAUGGAAAAACAGGGGUGAAUAUGGACGAUGAUUGUUACAUAGUGGAAAGUGGACCAGACAAACCUGCUGAGAUGAUAUACCAAGUAACCUCUUCGGUCCCUAUUAAGACUUGACACAAGUAUAGGGGCAAAUCUAAUUUGCAUGUCACAUUUUAUGUUAAUUAUGGACCAAGAGCAUAAAGUCAGUCCUGUUUGAAGAGCAUCAACUUGUUUAGCUACAUUGUACAGGAACACAAUGCUUUCAGGCUUUGUCCAAACUGUUGAAGAUAAAGUAGUGUAGGCUUGCUAGUGACAACAAACGUGCAUCUUAAUAAAGCUGGAUUUCUUUAGUCAGUACUGUAACAGUCCAAAAUUGGUUCCCCUGCAAUUGUUAUAGAAAAUGUAAAUCGAUGAAGUUAAUUAUCAAACUCUAUGUGCUUGAUUUACCCAUGUUUGGUGGGAUAUCCAGGUUCUGUCCUUUUUUUUUUUUUUUUAAAUAUGUUUUAGUAUGCUGAUAAAUAAUGUGUUGUGAGGCUGUGGGAAUUGACCACAAUACCUUGUGUUCUUACCAGCUUUGUCAGACUUCUCAAAUGCAGUAUAUGGUGUAUUAAACUAUAUUUUCAAUUUUCA
This is a messenger RNA of Anoplopoma fimbria (sablefish), 2258 nucleotides long. RefSeq lists its product as uncharacterized. Bases 192 to 1763 code for a protein of 523 amino acids. Gene Ontology annotation, molecular function: RNA polymerase II cis-regulatory region sequence-specific DNA binding; DNA-binding transcription factor activity. Lineage: Eukaryota; Metazoa; Chordata; Actinopteri; Perciformes; Anoplopomatidae. The transcript is spliced from 2 exons. Gene Ontology annotation, biological process: regulation of transcription by RNA polymerase II. The record is from RefSeq and is a predicted model, not a curated record.